Messenger RNA from Stegostoma tigrinum, 2764 nucleotides. RefSeq names its product MAD2L1 binding protein (gene mad2l1bp). Bases 2 to 751 code for a protein of 249 amino acids. Gene Ontology annotation, cellular component: nucleus. Lineage: Eukaryota; Metazoa; Chordata; Chondrichthyes; Orectolobiformes; Stegostomatidae. The transcript has 2 exons. The record is from RefSeq and is a predicted model, not a curated record. Gene Ontology annotation, biological process: regulation of exit from mitosis.
GAUGGCGGCUGUGGCCGGGCAGUUGACGAUGGCGGUCGAUGGUAGUAGGGAAAGUCGCUCAGAGCGGGAAGGUGAUGAAUUACCAGUUCUGUUCCCUGGACUGGUGAGUGCGGAUAGCUGCUGCCGACUGGUGUGUGAGCUCCUGAAACAUGUCCUGUACCAGAGGCAGCAGUUACCACUCCCUUAUCAACAACUGGCUUUCUUCAGUCGGACUGACUCUGGCCUGGCAGACAGUUCCACAUUGCCACAUUCAAGAAGAAAUGAACAGAAUAAUUGCAAGAAAUUUCAGAGGGUACUGUCUGAGCUCAAUGAGAUUUUCCAGAAUUUGGAGGCAAUGUUCAUGCUGACACUGGUUCCUUGUGUGCAUAUUCUGUUGGGUGGUAGUAUUGUUAAUCCAAAGGAAAUGUAUGAGAUCAACAUGGAGCGGAUUGUCUUUGGCAGCACUGAGGAGAGCUUGAAAACAGUCUCUUGUAUCCGAAAACUUUUCCACACUCUCUUUGUCAAGGACAUCUUUAACGAAUUGAAAUCCAUUCCUUUGAUGAACACUGUGCUACUUGUCCAAGGACACAGGGAUUGUGGAGUUCAGUGGUUUCGACCCAAACUUAACUACAGAAUUCCAAACCGCACCAGGAAGCUGGUUAUUAACCUGGCAUGUGAUACAGUGAACUUUACAUCAACUGAGCAGCCGAGUUAUAACCAUGAUGACUAUAUCUGGUUUCAAGCACCUAUAACAAUCAAGGGAUUUCAUUAAUUAAUGUAUAAACCUUUUUAAUAGUAGGUGCCACUUUCUGCAAUAUUUAGGUGGUACAUACUUUUUAAAUUAUAAGGACUGGACUUGAAUAGCCUAUUAUUUCAAUUUGGAGGAAAAAUAGUACAGUUGUAAGUUUUUAUCUCAAUUGGGCCUGUCUGGGUGACCCUUCCCAUUGGAAGGAGAUAUUAAUCAUGAUACUAGACAUUAGGUUAGAGGUAAGGAUUUGGUAACAUAUCAAAUUGCCAAAUUGGAUCAGAAAAUGUGAGGUAAUUGGUUUUAAGUGGAAGAUAAUAGUGACUAGGCUGUCAGUAAAUUAGUUAGGAAUUACAUUGCUCAAUAAAGGUAAAGUCACCCUUGUCUUAUUGGUAAAUAGGGCUGCUUUCUCAUUCGAGAGAGACAACUGGUGGUUAACCUGAGAGUUACCAAGCCUAAGCAUAGGGAGAGAUUGAGAAGCAGAGUCCUUUGUGGUAACCUUUGGUCCAAGAAUUGAGCCCAGACUGAGGACACUACUGCAUUGCAAACUGAGCUAACAUUGGCAAAUAAGCAGAAAGGGUCAGAGUGCCUGAUUUGGUCAAUGAUAGUUGGUCUUUGUAUCCUUGGUCUAAAAUUGGGAAUAAGCUCUAAUUUCUUCUCUUGAAAGCUAUCCAGAGGAACUGCUUUGAACCAAUCUAUAACUGCCCUGUAUGAGGGCAGCAUGAGAGUCAAGGUCCAUAAUGAUAACUGCUCCUGUAGAAACUAAGAGGAGUAGGCCAUAUGAGCUGUGCAACCCCUUCCACCAUUUUAAUAAAAUCUUGACUUAGCAGCUCUGCAACCCCAGAUUCCUUCCAAUCUCCUAUUUCUUGAUUCCGUUUAUGCUGUUGACACCAUCACCAUUUAAAAUUUUUUUUCUCACGUUUGGCUUGGAACUGAGUUACAGUUGAGAAUUGAACUUUGAACUUCAGCUUACUUUGUUUAAAAAAAGGGAAAGAACAAAAGACUGAUGUUUUCUAUUGGAAAUUGGUCUAGAAAAAUAAUGCAGGUUAGGUACUGCUCUAAGAACACUAUAGACAAACUCACAUCAAAGUGUUAUAGAACAUUACAGCACAGUACAGGCCCUUUGGCCCUCGAUGUUGUGCCGACCUGUCAUACUGAUCUCAAGCCCAUCUAACCUACACUAUUCCAGAUACGUCCAUAUGCUUAUGCUUAUGGACUGGCAGUGAGUUGAGUGUUGAAUUGGUCAAGGGAGAACUGGUUUUGGCCUGCUAACUGCAGACAAGAUUAAAAAAUAAAGAGAAAACAAAGAGUAAAUUGGCUGUGACCAGACAGGAUGGAGGCAGUAUUGCUUCAGAAGCUAUCGGACUGGGAAUCUUUUUUUUGUUCUGUCUCGUUAUCCUCCAGUUAUCAACUUUUUGAAAGCUCUAAGGAAAGAAUCCCAGUUGUAAGAAAUAGGUAGAAGUCUUGAGCAAUCUGCAGAAGCUGUUUGCAUUGACCGGUUACUUUAGAAUUCAAGCAAAGCGUACAGUCUUACAUUCUUGUAAUACGUUCCAUCAAAGGAUUUCAUGAAGGUCUAGUAUUCAUUGUUGAAACAGUUAUUUAACUGGCAAAUCAAGAAUUUUUUUUGUUUGUCUGUUUAAUUUAUCCCUGUUUAUCUAUGUUCUAGUAAAGUUACAUGAUUAAUACACUGUUAAUUUUUGUUGGUUGUAAAUGUGUCCAAGAUUUGUUAUUUGUAAAGUCUGGUUAGGAACAAUUGGGCAAUUUUGAGGAUCAUUGAAUCUUUUAAGAUCACUGUGUUGCAAAACCAGUGAUAGUGAAUAAUUUGCUUUGGUUUGCUUUCCCUGUGUCAUAAGUGCUCAAAAAUCUAUUGGCCUUGAAUUUUGAUGUGCUCAGCAUUGCUGUCUGGGUAGAUAAUUCCAAACAUUUAACUUUAAUUAUUCCUUCAAGAAAAUAUUAAAAACCAAGUACUUUAUUAGUGAAAAAUUAACGUGAAGAAUGAUCGAACAUUUUGUAUCAGCUUUUCAAAUAUGGUGCUCACAA